Molecule: messenger RNA, 1311 nt
Organism: Acanthosepion pharaonis
Lineage: Eukaryota; Metazoa; Mollusca; Cephalopoda; Sepiida; Sepiidae
Source: the annotation of a GenBank genome assembly
AUGUGUUGUUUCCUCUUUCUUUCUCUCUCUAUUCUUUAUUUUGCCAAUGGGUACAUUUAUAAACUUGUAAAAUCUUCCAACUCUUUAUCUUUCUUUCUACUUUCCCCCUCUUUUUUCUACUUCCCUCUCUUUUCUUCUGCUUCCACUUCCUUCUCUUUUUUUCUACUUUCCUCUCUUUAUCUUUCUCCUUUCUUUUCCUUCCCUCUCUUUGCUUUUCCUUCCCUCUCUUUGCUUUUACUUCCCUCUCUUUAUUUUUCUUUUUUCUUCUGCUUUCUUCUCUUCUCUCCAUCUUUCUCUUUUCUUGUGCUUCCCUCUCUUUUCUUGUGCUUCCCUCUCUUUUCUUGUCCUUCCCUCUCUUUCCUUGUACUGCCCUCUCUUUAUCUUUUUCUUUUCUUCUACUUAUCUCUCUUUUCUUCUACUUCCCUCUUUAUUUUUCUCUUUUCUUCUAUUUCCUUCUCUUUUCUUCUACUUCCCUCUCUUUAUUUUUCUCUUUUCUUCUACUUCCCUCUCUUUUCUUCUACUUCCCUCUCUUUAUUUUCUCUUUUCUUCUAUUUCCUUCUCUUUCUUCUACUUCCCUCUCUUUAUCUUUCUCUUUUCUUCUACUUCCUCUCUUUAUCUUUCUUUUUCUUCCCUCUCUUUAUCUUUCUCUUUUCUUCUACUUCCCUCUCUUUAUUUUCUCUUUUUCUUCUUCCUUCUCUUUUCUUCUACUUCCCUCUCUUUAUUUUUCUCUUUUCUUCUAUUUCCUUCUCUUUUCUUCUACUUCCCUCUCUUUAUUUUUCUCUUUUCUUCUACUUCCCUCUCUUUUCUUCUACUUCCCUCUCUUUAUUUUUCUCUUUUCUUCUAUUUCCUUCUCUUUUCUUCUACUUCCCUCUCUUUAUCUUUCUCUUUUCUUCUACUUCCCUCUCUUUAUCUUUCUCUUUUCUUCUACUUCCUUCUCUUUUUUUCUUUUUCCCUCUCUUUAUUUUCUCUUUUUCUUCUACUUCCCUCUCUUUAUUUUUCUCUUUUCUUCUACUUCCCUCUCUUUAUCUUUCUCUUUUCUUCUACUUCCCUCUCUUUAUCUUUCUCUUUUCUUCUACUUCCCUCUCUUUAUUUUUCUCUUUUCUUCUACUUCCUUCUCUUUUCUUCUACUUCCCUCUCUUUAUUUUUCUCUUUUCUUCUACUUCCCUCUCUUUAUCUUUCUCUUUUCUUCUACUUCCCUCUCUUUUCUUCUACUUCCCUCUCUUUUCUUCUACUUUCUUCUACUUCCUUCUCUUUUCUUCUACUUCCUUCUCUUUAUCUUCCUCUUUCACUUCUCUAUCAAUUUUAUGUUAA